Arabis nemorensis is the source of this 522-nucleotide messenger RNA. The record is from the annotation of a GenBank genome assembly. Lineage: Eukaryota; Viridiplantae; Streptophyta; Magnoliopsida; Brassicales; Brassicaceae.
AUGGCUUUACACGAGAGGUGGUUCACCGAAGAGGGAUGUGGAGAACCGCUAGCAAGGUCGUCGGGAUUCAGAACCACCGCCAAUGUAUGCUGUGGGUUUAUGUUCAAGGAAAGAGCCGAAACUACGAGAUUUGGGAGGAGGAACAAGUUGACGGUUGUUACAGGUUUGGAAGGCGGCAGAUCUGGUGGGAUUAGGGGUACUGGUGGUUUGGGAGGAUUUGGCAGCGCUGGAGAGAAGAGCUUAUGCCAUGGUGACCAAGUCGUCGUCAUCCUCAUCAGAUCUGAUGGAGUCGGGUGUAGAGACGCGACCGAUGUGGAAACCAUGGCUUUAACGGAGGAGCUUGUGGACGAAACUCGCCGGCGGCUACGGAGAUCCAGCGGCAGCCAAAAGAUGGUUCUUCGGGAAGCUUCGUUGCCUUUGGUGAUGCGUCAUUCAAAGGAGGAGGAUUGUUGCCGGAGGUUGAGAUAUAUGGUGAAACUCAGUCGGCGACUACUUCGAACUUCGGGUCUGGGAGCGUUUUAA